GUAUGGUUCUUACCGUUUGCUCUGCCCUGCGUCUGUAGUGGUGGUUUGACUGAGGAAGUGCAACUGGAUUACUGAUUGCGGUACCUGCAUGAGCACCGGACUCCCUUCAUGCGCGUGUCGGACGUCUACUGUUGCAAAAUAAUGUAUAAAAGUGAAGCUAGUGCCGCUGUGAUUUAACAUUAAAACGGUUAUCGAACGGGAAGAAUUUGUCUAUGCUAAGGAUUUGUACGUGCGUUGAGGUACGUGUUAUAUUUCAAAAUAGGUAUUUCAAAGCUUGAUUUCCUGGGCCGUCGGAGGAGUGGCGUCGUUCAGGAUGUGGAAGGUACGAAAACGAACUCGUCAGGCGAGCGUAAGAUGAGCAGUCCAAUCCUGUCGUUGGUUUCGUUAAACGACAGCGAAACUGAGAAAUCACCAUCGUUUCAAUCCCACACAUCAUCAUGCCUUUCAUCCUUAUCAGGUUCAUUUAAUACAUCACCUUCUAAUGAUGAACCGUACCUCCCUUCACAAUCUUUCAUUGAUGGAGACGACAUCGCCUCUUUCUCAUCUCAGAAGCCGCCAGCUUUGUUUUCACGUCGUCUUCCGCUAUUUACAAAAGAUGUUGCUGCCCUGCACUCAAAAGAUGUCGUGAAGUCCAAAGUUGCUUUGCUUCAUCCUCUCAGCAUUAACUUUUUGCAAGAACCAUACGGUCCCGUGAGUUCUACCAUUGAUAUGGAACAAGAACCGGUUGUCGAUGGCAUCGAAGAUUGGCUAAAUUUUGACCCGUUCCUGUGUUCUCAGCGGGAACAGAUACGACAUGGCUCAGUAGAGCUCGAGGAGAAAAAUACGGGUUUGCUUGCAUGUAAAAACGUAUCUUCAUCGCCUGCUUAUCAGUGUUUUUCGUCUCCGGAUGGUAAUUUGCAGGAAACUGAAUUCAAAACGCUUAAUAGUGAGCAUUUCCUAGAGGAUUCACGCGUCUGCUCAGAAAAAGAAAGGAGACCUGGGGGACUGAGCAAGCACUCUGAUGACAGCAAAUAUGGACAGAAAGCGACAGCCAUCGUUCGUUCCUAUAGCUGUAAGUUCCACGAAUUUCCUACCCAGAAAGUGAGUGAGACCACCUUUAUCUCAGCGCCAAUGUCAAGAAAGGCGCCUGGAAAAAGUAGCUCACACUCCAAAAACAUUUCUCAAGCCUCAAAGCGCAAGGUGACAAUUGUCAUUCGAACCGGUGAGAGUGUCGCGUCUCUGAGCGAUCACGAUGCUGAUUCGAACUGCAGAAAUUUGGACGGUGUUGCUUAUUCUGCAUCGGCUUUGGAUAAGACAGAAAAAGUCGGUGACGCUGGUGACCUUCCAUCGCCUUCAAUUGCCGGCAGCACUAAUUCUACCGAACAAAAAGUAAGUUAUUUUUUAGCCCCUGAAUCGAAAAAUGGAAGUAUCAUGUCAUGGUCAUCGGCGAGGGCUUCCAAUAAAUCGGCCGCGAAAAAAAAUUUCGGGGACGCUGUGGCGAUCAUGUCUCAAAAACCUUUUCUAGAUAACCCCCUUAAUUCGUCUGGGCAUAAGAGCGAGGUUUGUUUUCUGUGCGGACAAAAAAGCCCUGGCAGCUUGGACAGAAAUGACGCACAAGUCGUGGCAAGAGGUCUGCCAGUCAUGGAAGAGAAAAAUGAAAUUGUUUAUUCAUCCACAUCAAACAAUAGUAAAAGAAUUUCUAUACCGAAAUCUUGUCCUCUUGUAUCUACUCAAAAUGAGACAAAAUUUACAAUCUGCAAUUUUUUAAGAAACUUCUCAUUUCUAAAAAAGCUAUCCAGUUCUUUGCAUUUGAACGCUUCGGUCCCUCAUUUCGUCAAAUCGAAAAGCUCAAACUUCGAAUACUCCCCCUUAUCGAGAGAAAAGUCAAAAAGUCCUCGAUUUUGCACUAAAACUUCGACGCGAUCGUUUUCCUGCGCCGCCGACUUGACUGAUCGUUUGGACGCGAGGCCUCGCAUUCGCUCAUCAUCUGUAACAAGCUGCUGUGGCCCGGGCCCUAAGAGCCUCUCCUGCAAUUCCACCUACGCCGCUCUCCUUGCCGAGUCAAGGCGGAGGCAAAACUGGACAGAAAAUCCUUAUCUUUCUGUCGAUGAAUCCAAUUCUGAAUCGAACCUCCAAUCGGACCCUCUUAUUGAUCUUCUCCCUCGGUCUGAGGAGAUUCCUCAGAGCCCUAGAGGAGACGAAGUGAAUGAACAAAUAGAUUUUUCGCACUCAGGAACAUCGCUCACAAACAACAACAGUCCAGUUACUUUUCACGUCACUAAACAUACGGCCACACAUCCCUCCGUAGUUUCAAGCGAUGUCGCUGGAUUCCGGGCAGUCUCGUCCAAAAACUUGCCCACUUCUCCAGCACUAACCGCAACCUCGCCCACUUUUCCGACACUAAGUUUAGCCUCGUCCACUUUUGCUGCACUAACCACUACCUCGCCCACUUUUCCGACACUAACUACAGCCUCGUCCACUUUUGCUGCACUAACCACUACUUCGCCUACUUCUUUAGCACUAACCGCAACCUCGCCCACUUCUCCGACACUAACUACAGCCUCGUCCACUUUUGCUGCACUAACCACUACCUCGCCCACUUCUCCGGCACUAACUACAGCCUCGUCCACUUUUGCUGCCCUAACCACUACCUCGCCCACUUCUCCGGCACUAAUCACUACCAAAAUAUUAACACGACCAACAACGCUGUCGAGCCACAACGGUAUCCGGGACAGAACCCCUGAAAUUGAGGGCAGCCACGAUGAUUUUGACAGCUUCUCAGCAUCCACUGCUGAUGAUCCGAUAUAUCUGCCUAAGCUUCAAGUUUGCGAAAAAGCAGGCUCGUGGUGGGCGCUUAAUGCCGGAGUGCUGCAGUGGUACCGUAAGCUCUACCAUCAACGCCUGUGUCUGCAGGUCCCUGCUGAAGUUGUCUCACUCAACAAGGUGCCGAGGGCUGUACAGGCAGCCAUGGACCCCAAGCUGCCAGAGGAACCUACGCCCCCGCGUCUCUUCAGCUGGCCAGAGGCGACGAAGAGCCGCCACAAGGACGGCUACGGCCGACUCUCCACCACAGACGAGGAACUGAUCGACCACAAAGACGUGAACGGCAACGCCGUCCUGACCAGAACCUCGGCGCUUGAGCUCUCGUCGCCCUCGUCAGCGUCUGACUACAACAACUUCGUCUCCACCACCGACGACGAGGAUGACGACGAGAGCGAAUUUGAUGACGAUGAAGACGCUGAGGCCCUGACGUGCGACGUGUGCGAGCGGGCGUUCGCCAGCAGUUGGCAGUUGCAGUCUCACCAGGCGAAGAAGCGUCACUACGGAUGCUCGACCUGCGAAAGCGUCUUCCGCUCGCUGUCUGCCCUGGAGACGCACAAGGAGGAGAACCAUCACUGGUCCGACGAGGACCUCUUCUUGGACCACGACGACGAUGAAGAUGAAGAUGACGAGUACGAGACCGGAUUUUACGAUGAUGACGAGGAUGAUGAAGAAGAAAAAGAGAAUCUAUUAUAAAAUUGUCUGGUUUAAAAAUAUAUAGUUUUCGGUCGAACCGGUCGAACCAUCACUGGUUCAUGAUAAUGAAGAUGAUGAUGGCGAGUACGAUACCGGAUUUUACGAUGAUGACGAGGAUGACGAAGAAGAAAAAGAGAAUCUAUUAUAAAAUUGUCUAGUUUAAAAACAUAUAGUUUUCGGUCGAACCAUCACUGGUCUGACGAAGACCUCUUCCUUGACCACGACGAUGAUAAUGAAGAUGAUGAUGGCGAGUACGAGACCGGAUUUUAUGACGAUGGCGAGGAUGAUGAAGAAGAAAAAGAGAAUCUAUUAUAAAAUUGUCUAGUUUAAAAAUAUAUAGUUCGAUCGAACCGGUCGAACCAUCACUGGUCUGACGAAGACUUCGUCCUUGACCACGACAAUGAUAAUGGAGAUGAUGAUGGCGAGUACGAGACCGAAUUUCAUAAUGAUAACGAGGACGAUGAGGGAGAAAAAGAAAAUCUGUUAUAAAAAUGUCUGGUAUGAAAAGACGUACAUUAUAGUAACAUGAUUGUCAGAGAACUAAAUAGCUGAACCUUACGCUUUUAGAUUAAUGUAAAACAUACGUGUAUAUAUUGGUGAGUUUUAAUCUAAUUCGCCAUAAUAGAGGUUAUAAUCACUCGCAGGUUAUGAUAAUAAUUUAUUUAUAUGUUGAUAAUUCAUUGUUAAGACAGAAGUGAUGAGGGCACUUCCGGCGAGUUGAAAUCAGCGCUGCAAGUAAAUGUCACUAUUAGUUACAGUGAAGUCAGAGUCUCUAUCCAAAAUGCACGUAAUGAAGAAAUAUUCUAUAAGUUCUCGUUGCAGACUGAAAAAUGUUAGAAAUCUCACCGAAAUAAUAAUAUUGCUUGAGUGUUUAAAGUGAAUAACCAAGCACUUUACUGAUUGUUCUAUGACACCACGUGAACAUUUAAACAUAACUAAAUGCUCUAACACUUGAAGCUGGCGACAUUAAACUUGUUUUGUGUGUGUUAUGUCCCAGAAGUCAGGAACGCUUCCAUCGUCAAGGAUAAUCCUGAGCUUGCGUGGUCCCAAUGUCGAUCAUUUCCCUCAUGCUUAGUGAUGCGUUGAGUAUUAUUUAAGAGCUAUUCAAUAUUAACAUUGCUAUACUUAUGGAAGUCCUCGAAGUCUAUCGAAUUAAUGCAGAGUUAUUGAAAAAACUCAAUUACUGAAGAAAAGUGUGUUGAUGCGGUGCGUGAAUAGUUGACAUCUUGCAUUAUUCAUAAAUAAUUUUUGCAAUUUUCACUAUAGAUACCUACAAAUCAGUUCAGGUUCACGAUAAUAAGUCCAACAACUUCCGUUAUAAGAAGAGUCUGUUGUACUUUGUUAGAAGGUUGGAAACACGUUCCUCAUACGAUAGAAACGCGAUUGUGUGCAGCAAAAUUGGGAGUGUUUUUUAGGCUCCCGCGUCCAUAAAUUAUCAAACCAUAAAUUAUUAAACGAUGGCAUGAGUCUGACGUUGAAAGUCUUCUUGAUAGAGCUGCUUCGAAACGUAUGCAUGUGUAAAAUCCAAUUUCAUUUGAGUGUGUUUUUUGGGCAUGUAAUCAAAAAUUACGUUUUGAAGUAAUCUGUUUUCUAUAAUAUAAGUUCAUUCUUUUUCAGCCCAAAUUUAUCCUUACUUUGUGUAUCUCAACGUUAUUUUCUGCAUUUAAUAUAAUUGUAUAUACCUGAAGGCACAUCACAAGAGACAAUUAAUACGCAUAAGAUAUGAAAACAUAUCAUCGAACUGAAAAUAGAAGUUUGGCCAGACCAUGGUUUAACUAUACAAGGUUGACCCACGAGGAUUUCCGUCUUUCAGUUCAGCUUUCUUGU
Molecule: messenger RNA, 5322 nt
Organism: Hyalella azteca
Lineage: Eukaryota; Metazoa; Arthropoda; Malacostraca; Amphipoda; Hyalellidae
Product: nucleolin
Exons: 6
Coding region: 355-3495 (1046 amino acids)
Source: RefSeq, a predicted model, not a curated record